Molecule: messenger RNA, 2940 nt
Organism: Linum trigynum
Lineage: Eukaryota; Viridiplantae; Streptophyta; Magnoliopsida; Malpighiales; Linaceae
Source: the annotation of a GenBank genome assembly
ACCUUUGAUCUGCAACUGAACAUCACAAAUCCAUUCUUCUUCGCAAAUUAUGUAUCUUCAAUUCCCCCAGCUCGAUCGAACAAAUCCCCGGUAAUGGAAAUGGGAAUGGGAAUUGGAGGGAAAUAUCACAAUAAUUGAAAACAAAUAAUUUCAUGGGGCCGGUCGAAUUUAAUUUCUUGGAAGUUUGUUACAGGCGGUCAAGUCAAAAUUGAGCUGUACCUCAGGGUUUCUCAUUUAGACGUCCCGUUAAUUUGUCAUUGUUUCGUGUCAGUCCAAUUUUUUGCCACCAUAUAUAUGCCAUGCAUCAUUUCGUCCUCAUUAUUUAACCAAACUAUGUCUCCAUAUCAAAUAGCUUGGCUUGUGGGGAAGUUGAAAGGUAGGGGAUGGAUUGGCUUAUUCGUUAUUAAUGCCCGGCCCCAUCAGUCCACAAGAUAGCGAGGAGAGUCUAUCCAAUAUUAAAUGCUGCUGCAAAUUUUGGUUUCGGAUUUUUGGUUCUAACCGAAAUCGAAUUAUCCACAUAAUUUUAUCGAUUUCCUUUAAUAUUUACAAGUCGAUAUGAUGUAAGUGAUUUCGAUUUCAUUUAAAAUAAAUAAAUAAUUCGAUGAUGUAAGUGAUUCAACCCCUCCCCCCCAUUUCUCCAUAUCGAAACCAACGGUUAAGGAGCUAAUUAAGGAUUUUCAAUUCUUAAUGGUUUCAAUUUCAGUUUUGGGGAACUAACCAUUUCGUUAAUUGUUCGACUAAUCUAAUCGAACAUACAAGCCAAAUUAGCAUAUGUUCAUUCUACUGGUUAGUCUAAUUCUGGUGAGAAAUAAGACCUCUAAAUAAUGAAAUUAUAAAAGAACCAUAUUCAAUAGAUAGAUUUCGAGAUUUCAAAAUGAGUAUGAGUUAGUAGUGAGUCCCCGACUGAUUGUCUCACACCUACUUGUAUUUUGAUAAAUUGACCCGAAAAAAUUUCAUAUUUGGUUGUGUACAAUGAAUGAUGUAGAUAUUUACUCGAAUCGGGUUAUUUGUCAAGGUCUCGUGUGUAUCUCCUCGAGUAAUAGUGAAACUGACUCUUUUUCUUGCCUAUGAACUAGCUAACAUAUAUUGUAUUAGUGAACACGUAAAUUAUAUAUAUUUUUAUUUUCUUUUAUUGUCAAUUAUCGCAGUCCGUUAGUUCUAAUAAAGUGCCCGCCCCUAUGCCAUAGCCAAUGUUGCAAUACGUCGUAGCAAUGAGUGACCAAUCCUCCCAACUACCCAACUAGCUACUAGUAUUCUCAAUAUAAUGACCAGUGGCAAGCUAACAUACAGGUUAGAGGUUACAAACCAAACGGCUUCACUAUACACAGGAACAAAGCUAGCUACCAGGCGAGCCGAGGUUCAUCUUGUUGAGAGCCAGAAAUUUCUGGAGUAGCGUCCUACGUACCUUCUCACCCACGGAAUCUCCUUCCAUCCUUCCCUUCAAUUCGCCGCCUCCGCAACACGAUGACCACCGCAGCCGACACAACCACUUCCACCACCGGUACUACCAAUGACACCGCCGGCAAGGUCAUCACUUGCUUAGCCGCGGUGGCGAGGGCUCCAAACGAACCGCUCGUCCUCGAAGAGAUCGAAGUGGACCCGCCGCAGAAGGCGGAGGUCCGCAUCAGGAUCCUCUACACCUCCAUCUGCCACACCGACACCAGCGCCUGGCAGGCCCGUGUACCCGACGCGCAGAAGGCCUUCCCGCGGAUCCUGGGCCACGAGGCCGUCGGCGUGGUGGAGAGCGUCGGCGAAAGGGUGACUGACGUCAGGGAAGGGGACCACGUCAUCCCAAUCUUCAACGGCGAGUGCGGCGACUGCGCCUACUGCAAGUCUGCCGCCACGAAUCUCUGCCAGCAUUUCCGGGUCGACCCGUUCCGCUCCGUCAUGAGGAGCGACGGCGCGUGCAGGUUCAGGAGCCGGGCCGACGGCCGGCCCAUCUUCCAUUUCCUCAACACUUCGACUUUCUCUCAGUACACCGUCGUUGACUCGGCCUGCGUCGUCAACAUCCUCCGUCCACCUCACCCCGAUGAUGACGGCGUCCCACCGCCUCCGUCUACUCCUCCGUCUCCGCUUCAUCUCAAGAUGAUGAGCUUGUUCAGUUGCUGCGUCUCCACCGGUGUCGGGGCGGUCUGGAAUGUUGCAAAUGUACAAGCUGGAUCAAGCGUCGCCAUCUUCGGGUUGGGAGCUUUGGGACUCGCUGUAGCUCAAGGAGCAAGGGUUAGAGGAGCUUCCAAGAUCAUAGGGGUUGACAUUAACCCCGAGAAGUUCAUCAAGGGAAAGGUGAUGGGUGUUACAGACUUCGUAAACCCAAUGGAAAGCUCCAAGUCUGUCCACGAGCGAAUCAGGGAACUUACUGGUGGUGGCGGCGUUGACUACAGCCUGGAAUGCGUAGGGAACCAACAAGUCCUCCGCGAGGCCUUCCUAUCCACCCACGAUGGAUGGGGGCGAACUGUGCUGGUAGGGAUUUAUGCAUCUCCCCAACUGUUGCCACUCCACCCGAUGGAACUUUUCGACGGUCGGAGUAUCACAGGGACAAUCUUCGGCGGUGUCAAAGGGAAAUCCCAACUCCACGACCUUGCCCACCGAUGCCUGCAACCCGAUAUGAAUAUGCAUGAGCUUAUAACCCACGAGCUUCCCUUCGAGAAAAUCAACGAGGCGUUGCAACUACUCAUCGAUGGGAAAGCUUUGAGGUGUCUCCUUCAGUUGUGAGUUCUAAUGAUUAACGUGUGUGUAGUAAGAUAAACAUAAUCAGAAAUUGCACCAUCGAUGAAUUGAAAAAAGUUGUUCCAAAAGCGUCAAAGCCUCGUCCAUCUCUGCUAUAAUGUCACCAUGAUUACGAAACCAAAAAAGUACUAGAAACCAUGUAAACCUUUCUAUCCCUAUAAAAACUAGGAACUCUGGCACAUUUGUAAGUUGUAACAAAAAAAAAAAAAAAAA